UGGAGCAUGGCUUCCCCAACCAGCCCAGCGCCCUGGCCUUCGACCCGGAGCUUCGCAUCAUGGCCAUCGGCACCAGGUCUGGGGCCGUCAAGAUCUACGGUGCCCCCGGCGUGGAGUUCACUGGCCUGCACCGGGACACAGCCACUGUCACCCAGAUGCACUUCCUGCCCGGCCAGGGCCGCCUCCUGACCCUGUUGGACGACAGUAGCCUGCACCUCUGGGAGAUCGUCCACCACAACGGCUGCGCCCACCUGGAGGAGGCACUCAGCUUCCAGCCACCGAGUCGGCCGGGCUUCGACGGGGCCAGUGGCCCGCUCAGCCUCGCCCGUGUCACAGUGGUCCUGCUGGUGGCGGCAGGUGACAUGGCAGCCCUGGGCACCGAGGGCGGAAGCGUCUUCUUCCUGGAUGUACCCACCUUGACGCUGCUCGAGGGGCAGACUCUUGCCCCGGACGAGGUUCUUCGAAGCGUGCCGGACGACUACCGGUGUGGGAAGGCGCUGGGCCCCGUGGAGUCACUCCAGGGACACCUGCGGGACCCCACCAAGAUCCUCAUCGGCUACAGCCGGGGCCUGCUGGUCAUCUGGAACCAGGCGGCACAGUGUGCAGACCGUGUCUUCCUGGGCAACCAGCAGCUGGAGAGCCUGUGUUGGGAACGCAGCGGCAGCAGGCUGGUCAGCUCGCACAGCGACGGCAGCUACGCGGUGUGGGCGGCCGACGCCGGCCACUCCCCGAUGACCCAGCCCACGGCAGCCACCACGCCGUAUGGCCCCUUCCCCUGCAAAGCCAUUAACAAGAUUCUGUGGCGAAACUGUGAAUCUGGGGACCACUUCAUCAUCUUCAGUGGCGGCAUGCCCCGUGCCAGCUACGGCGACCGCCAUUGUGUGAGUGUGCUCCGGGCUGAGACCCUGGUGACGCUGGACUUCACCUCCCGCAUCAUCGACUUCUUCACGGUGCACAGCACUCGGCCCGAGGAUGAGUUCGACGAGCCCCAGGCCCUGGCCGUGCUGCUCGAGGAGGAGCUGGUGGUGCUCGACCUGCAGACGCCUGGCUGGCCUGCCGUGCCCGCUCCGUACCUGGCCCCGCUGCACUCGUCUGCUAUCACCUGUUCUGCACACGUUGCCAACGUCCCCGCCAAGCUGUGGGCCCGCAUCGUGAGCGCUGGCGAGCAGCAGAGCCCGCAGCCUGCCUCCGGCGCCUCGAGCUGGCCCAUCACGGGGGGCCGGAACCUGGCCCAGGAGCCAUCGCAGCGAGGGCUGCUGCUGACCGGCCACGAGGACGGCACCGUGCGGUUCUGGGAUGCGUCUGGCGUGGCCCUGCGGCCGCUGUACAAACUCAGCACGGCUGGCCUCUUCCAGACAGACUGUGAGCACGCCGACAGCCUGGCCCAGGCCGCCGAGGACGACUGGCCCCCCUUUCGCAAGGUGGGCUGCUUCGACCCCUACAGUGACGACCCUCGGCUUGGGGUGCAGAAGGUGGCACUGUGCAAGUACACGGCCCAGAUGGUGGUGGCCGGCACCGCAGGCCAGGUGCUGGUGCUGGAGCUGAGUGAUGUGCCCUCGGAGCAGGCGGUCAGCGUGGCCAGCGUGGACCUCCUCCAGGACCGAGAGGGCUUCACGUGGAAGGGCCACGAGCGGCUGAGUCCGCGCACGGGGCCGCUGCCGUGGCCUGCUGGCUUCCAGCCCCGAGUGCUGGUUCAGUGCCUGCCACCAGCUGCCGUCACCGCUGUCACGCUCCACGCCGAGUGGAGCCUCGUGGCCUUUGGCACCAGUCACGGCUUUGGCCUGUUCGACUAUCAGCGCAGGAGCCCGGUGCUGGCCAGGUGCACACUUCACCCCAACGACUCCCUGGCCAUGGAGGGGCCGCUGUCCCGGGUGAAGUCCCUCAAGAAGUCUCUGCGCCAGUCUUUCCGGCGCAUCCGCAAGAGCCGAGUCUCGGGCAAGAAGCGGGCCGCUACUGCCGCCAGCAAGUUGCAGGAGGCCAACGCGCAGCUGGCUGAGCAGGCCUGCCCCCACGAUGUGGACAUGACCCCAGUGCAGCGCCGCAUCGAGCCCCGCUCCGCCGACGACUCCCUCUCCGGCGUCGUCCGCUGCCUUUAUUUCGCCGACACGUUCCUUCGAGAUGCGGCCCACCACGGGCCCACCAUGUGGGCAGGCACCAACUCGGGCUCUGUGUUCGCCUACGCGCUGGAGGUGCCGCCGCCGGCAGGGGGCGAGAAGCGGCCCGAGCGGGCAGUGGAGGCCGUGCUGGGCAAGGAGGUGCAGCUGAUGCACCGCGCGCCCGUGGUGGCCAUCGCCGUGCUGGAUGGGCGCGGCCGCCCGCUGCCCGAGCCCUACGAGGCCUCCCGGGACUUGGCCCAGGCCCCCGACAUGCAGGGCGGCCACGCUGUGCUCAUCGCAUCUGAGGAGCAGUUCAAGGUGUUCACGCUACCCAAGGUGAGCGCCAAGACCAAGUUCAAGCUGACGGCCCACGAGGGCUGCCGCGUGCGCAAGGUGGCACUUGCCACGUUUGCCAGCGUGGCCUGUGAGGACUACGCGGAGACCUGCCUGGCCUGCCUCACCAACCUGGGCGACGUGCACGUGUUCUCGGUGCCCGGCCUGCGGCCCCAGGUGCACUACUCCUGCAUCCGGAAGGAGGACAUCAGCGGCAUCGCUUCCUGCGUCUUCACGCGCCAUGGCCAGGGUUUUUACCUGAUUUCUCCAUCGGAGUUUGAACGCUUCUCUCUGAGCGCCCGGAACAUCACAGAGCCGCUCUGCUCUCUGGACAUCAGCUGGCCCCGAGAUACCACCCGCGCCAGCUAUAGGCUCCGAGAAUCACCCAAGCUGAGCCAGGCUAAUGGGACCCCGGGUGUCGUCCUGGCCUCACGGAGCCGCGAUGGAAGCCCCGAUCCUGGCCGCAGCAAGGGAGCCGACACCCCAGAGACGCCUGAGGCCAUGCUCUCGCCCAUGUCCGUUGACUCGGCCACCAGUGCGGACACCACGCUGGACACGACGGGGGACGUCACGGUGGAGGACGUGAAGGAUUUCCUGGGCUCUUCAGAGGAAUCUGAGAAGAAUCUGAGGAACCUGGCGGAAGACGAGGCUCGAGCCUGCGCCAUCCUGAUCAAAUGAGGAAGGCCAAAACCGUUUGGCUACCGACUGCCCUGCUCAGAGCUGGGAUCCAGGACCCCCUGGCCCCUUUGCAUAGACCUACACCUGCUAACCUGUGGCCUCCAGCCGGGGCUGGGACGGCGCUGUGGGCCUGGGGCAGAUUCGCAGCGGCCCCUCGUCUGGGCCGCUGGUGACCUGGGGGCCAGGUGCCACGGGGAGAAGACAGCUGAGGCUGGCAAGCCCACUCCACCUCCCACUCAACACGCCGUCCUUCCCCAUUCCCUUUGCAAAGAAUAUUUUUCUAACGCCUGUGCCGGGCUGGACAGGCAUUUCUAAAACUAUUUUGGUACUUGCUCCUGGGCCAGCACCCACCCCUGCCCCCUAGUCUGUGCACGAGUGCACAUGUGUGUGCAUAUGUGACUGGGAGCUUUGCUGCCCCACGACUGGGGUCCAGUCAGGUGUGUGUGUGUGUGUGUGCGCGCGUGUGUGUGUGCGCGUGUUGGGAGGAGGGCUGGUCAGGAUGGGUUUUCUUGUAGAUCGUACCUUGGGGGUUUUUUCCUGUCAUUUUGUUAAGAUUAGCGCUGUUUUAAUAUUAAAAAUACUGAUUUUUAAUAUUGAAAAUAAAAGCAUUUAAUAUCUCUUAAAA
Molecule: messenger RNA, 3732 nt
Organism: Leptonychotes weddellii (Weddell seal)
Lineage: Eukaryota; Metazoa; Chordata; Mammalia; Carnivora; Phocidae
Source: RefSeq, a predicted model, not a curated record